Yarrowia lipolytica CLIB122 is the source of this 897-nucleotide messenger RNA. RefSeq lists its product as uncharacterized. NCBI's taxonomy places the organism in Eukaryota, Fungi, Ascomycota, Dipodascomycetes, Dipodascales. Gene Ontology annotation, biological process: nucleoside metabolic process. The record is from RefSeq and is a predicted model, not a curated record. Gene Ontology annotation, molecular function: purine-nucleoside phosphorylase activity. Gene Ontology annotation, cellular component: cytoplasm.
AUGACCGAUACUUUCGAUCUCUCUCUUAAAUCAGCCAACAAAAUCUCCGACAAGCUGCCCAAGGAGCUCCAGAACCCCCAGAUCGGUAUCGUGUGCGGAUCAGGUCUCGGCGGCCUUGCUAACGCUCUCAAGGCUGAGCCUCAGGUCACAAUCGAGUACAAAGACAUUCCUGGCUUCAAGGUCUCUACCGUGGCUGGCCACGCCGGCAAGCUCGUCGUUGGUCUGCUGGGUGAGAAGAACGUCCCUGUUGUCUGCAUGGUGGGCCGGUUCCACUUCUACGAGGGCUACGACAUCCAAGACACCGUCUUCCCCAUCCGAGUUUUCUCCCAGAUUGGCAUUAAGACCGUCAUUCUGACCAAUGCUGCCGGCGGUCUUAACCAGGACUUCAAGGUCGGAGAUAUCAUGCUUAUCAAUGACCACAUCAACCUACCGGGCCUGGCAGGCAACAAUCCCCUGAGAGGCCCCAACGACGAGAAGUUCGGAGUCCGAUUCCUACCUCUGUCAGAUGCCUACGACCAUGAUCUGCGACGAGCCGUCUACGACAUUGCCAAGAAGCAGGGCGUGACUCGAGGCAUCCACGAAGGUACUUAUGCAUUCGUCUCCGGACCCACCUAUGAGUCUCGAGCUGAGGCUCGAAUGCUAUCUACCAUUGGGGCUGACGCCGUCGGUAUGUCUACAGUCCCAGAGGUGAUUGUGGCUCGACAUUGUGGAAUCAAGGUGCUUGCUCUGUCACUCAUCACCAACGUUGUCGUUCUCAAGAAGCCCGACAGCGCUCUGAACGACAAUGCUGCCAAGCUUGAUGAGGGUAUUGCCGACCACAGCGAGGUCAUGGAGGAGGGUCAGCGAGCUGCCGAUGAUCUCGUUGGCAUCGUUACCGAUCUGGUUAACGUUGUUUAG